Molecule: messenger RNA, 730 nt
Organism: Fomitopsis serialis
Lineage: Eukaryota; Fungi; Basidiomycota; Agaricomycetes; Polyporales; Fomitopsidaceae
Exons: 4
Coding region: 68-622 (184 amino acids)
Source: RefSeq, a predicted model, not a curated record
GAUAUUUGCCACGGUCACAUGCUCGUAAACAUCUGGACUUGCUCGGGUGGCUGCUUGCCCGCCAACGAUGUUGUCCUCUUCUCUCCUCCGUUGCUCGUCGUCAACGCCCCGCGUCCCAUCUGCACUUCUCGCCCUCGGUCGCACAUAUGCGACUGCACCGACUCCACGCCCUCUACUCGGCCGCUACAACCAUGUCCCUGUAGAGCUUGCUCGCGUCCAGUCUGGGUCUAACGUCAAUCUACGUGACUAUGAACAGCAGAAAGCGUUGAAACGAUUUAGCUAUGAUUUGAAGCUUUCGCCCGAAGGCUUGGUGCUGCCUGCGAAGGGGGAUAAUUUCAUCGGUCCGAACGGAUGCUCACUAAGACCGCCAUUGUCGCCUACAUUCCAGGAGGUCGUGAGAAAUUUCAGGGGUGCGAAUAUCCUGGUGUAUGUGCUCAAAGAAGGCACACCGUUGCCCGACUCGCUCACAAUCCUCCACGAGCAUUCGGACCACUACUCUCUUCAAUGCACAAAGCCCAUGCCGCUCAACGAGCUCAAUGCCGAACUGACGAAGUUUAUUAACCAGCACGGUCGGACGCUUGACAAGGAGCAAUUUGAUGCCGAGUAUCCUUUCACCAUCUAGAGGUCUACUGUGCGUGUCACCUACUGUAGCAUCUACUCCCUGGCCCUCGUAUUUGCCGUGAGCUUGCAAGGGUGUCUAGGCAAAACAAUCACAUCGCUUUCAGUGUUU